Messenger RNA from Hyposmocoma kahamanoa, 738 nucleotides. Its product is annotated as dynein heavy chain 3, axonemal-like. The record is from RefSeq and is a predicted model, not a curated record. Gene Ontology annotation, cellular component: dynein complex. Gene Ontology annotation, molecular function: dynein light intermediate chain binding; dynein intermediate chain binding; minus-end-directed microtubule motor activity. The coding region runs from base 1 to 738 and encodes 245 amino acids. The transcript has 5 exons. Lineage: Eukaryota; Metazoa; Arthropoda; Insecta; Lepidoptera; Cosmopterigidae. Gene Ontology annotation, biological process: microtubule-based movement.
AUGUUGGAGGCUGCGGGGGCUGCGAAGGCUGUUACUGCUACCCUUGGACUACACUAUUACAAUCUACCAGAACGCCACCGGCACCAGCAGCACCUCCACAUAGCUUCCAACUUAAAGGGCAACUCACUUGCCCCGCACGUGGUAGCCCCGAAGAAAGCGGCUUUACUGGAGGCAGAGACCGAGCUUCAACAACAGAUGAACACGCUGAACGCCAAGCGAGCCCAGCUCCAGGGUGUCCUCGACAAGUUGCAGGCACUGAACGACGAAUUCGCAGAAAUGACUCGCAAGAAAAAGGGUCUCGAAGAUGAGAUCGAGCUAUGUUCGACGAAGUUAACUCGAGCCGAACAGCUGAUCGGCGGCCUGGGCGGGGAGAAGACCCGUUGGACGCAGUUAGCGCAUGACUUGCAGGAGGAACUCGGGAACAUUAUCGGUGAUGUGUUGUUAGCUGCCGGGUUCAUUGCGUACCUUGGGCCGUACUCUGUCGUAUACCGUCGAGAGGUACUGCAGAUUUGGAACGAACGGGCCGUGGAACUCGAAAUUCCUUGUUCAAAAUCGUUCUCGCUUAUAACGACUCUUGGAGAGCCAGUGGUGAUACGAGCGUGGAAUAUCGCCGGUCUGCCUGUGGAUGCGUUCUCGAUUGAGAAUGGUAUUAUCGUCGCACAGGCUCGAAGAUGGCCACUUAUGAUUGAUCCUCAAGGUCAGUUUUUAACUGUACUAUUACUAGCUUUCCAUCAUUGA